GUUCAGUGAGACCCACUUCCACCAACAUCAAACGACGAUGAGAUCAUUCAGCUCUUGACUCCAUGAACAAAAAGAUCGCAGGUCAAUUACAAUUGAGCUUCUCAUUCAACACCUCUGACACCAUGUCUUCCCCCCAGAGACUCGGUCUUGGCAUCAUUGGCGCCGGUGAGGUCUUCCAAGUCUGCCACGGGCCUUGUCUCUUGCUUCUCUCGCAUCUGUUCAAGAUUGAAUCUAUCUGCGAUCUCUCUCCUACCACGACAGAGCACUGUGCAACAAAGUUCAAUGUCCCGCACAAAACCACCAUCCCGCAAGAGGUGAUUGACAACCCCAACGUCGACACAGUCUUCAUCCUCACCUCGGAUGAAAGCCAUGCCCCGCUAGCCAUUGCCAGUCUCAAAGCGGGCAAGAACGUCUUCAUCGAGAAGCCGGUAUCCCUGUCUCUUCCCUCGAUACAAUCGAUCAUUGAUGCCGAGAAGAAUGCACCUGGCGGUGCCCGGGUCUUCGUGGGCUAUAUGCGUCGCUACGCCCCAAGCUUCCUGCAAGCCUUUAAGCGAGAGAUCGCCACUAUUCCAAAAAUUCUAUACGCACGGGUACGCGACUUCAGUGGACCUAAUGCGCAGUUCGUCAAUCAGAGUGGUACAUUCCAAGUCAAGAAUUCUGAUUACCCUGCUGGGGCGGCAGAGGAGCGUGAUGCACGCUUGGAAGCGCUGUAUGCAGAGGCAUUCCCAAACCAGGAGAUCACGGAUGAAAUGCGCAAGUUUUGCCGCUUCCUUGGUAGCCUCGGGUCUCAUGAUAUUUCUCUCAUGCGUGAAGUCCUUGGUUUCCCUGAGAAGGUCGUUGGUGUAUCUGCCAAUGAUCCCUUCUACAGCGCUAUUAUGACGUUCCGCAAUCAAGAUGGAUCAAGCUAUUCGACCACUUAUGAGAGUGGUAUUGACGGGGUUCCGGUCUUUGAUGCCCAUAUUGCUGUUUACGGAGCUAACAAGAGAGUGACGAUCAAGUAUGAUAGUCCCUACGUCAAAGGGCUGCCCAUUCAUGUUGAGGUGGAGGAGCCGAACGAGCACGGCGAGAUUCAGCGGCGUACUAUGCUGUCUUCGUACGAGGAUGCUUAUACAGCCGAGCUGCAGGAAAUGUAUGAAGCUUUCAUGCAUGGCAAAGCCAUCAAGUCAACCGUUCAAGAUGCCCAGAAGGAUCUGGAGAUCUAUGAUAUGAUGUACAAGAGCUGGAGCGGGAACUAGGCGUUUGACAGAGCUUUUUGCAUCUAAAUUCAUCUGCAGAUCCAAUUGAAGAUGACAAUCUUACUUCCUCAGGCUCUCUAUUGAACUAUCUUUUCUCCAUCU
Molecule: messenger RNA, 1337 nt
Organism: Penicillium subrubescens
Lineage: Eukaryota; Fungi; Ascomycota; Eurotiomycetes; Eurotiales; Aspergillaceae
Product: Gfo/Idh/MocA family oxidoreductase
Exons: 3
Coding region: 63-1235 (390 amino acids)
Biological process (GO): NADPH regeneration
Cellular component (GO): cytoplasm
Molecular function (GO): nucleotide binding; oxidoreductase activity
Source: RefSeq, a predicted model, not a curated record